Pezoporus occidentalis (night parrot) is the source of this 3395-nucleotide messenger RNA. RefSeq names its product centromere protein C (gene CENPC). Gene Ontology annotation, biological process: attachment of mitotic spindle microtubules to kinetochore; spindle attachment to meiosis I kinetochore; kinetochore assembly. The record is from RefSeq and is a predicted model, not a curated record. Gene Ontology annotation, molecular function: centromeric DNA binding. The coding region runs from base 1 to 3189 and encodes 1062 amino acids. Gene Ontology annotation, cellular component: kinetochore. NCBI's taxonomy places the organism in Eukaryota, Metazoa, Chordata, Aves, Psittaciformes, Psittacidae. The transcript is spliced from 19 exons.
AUGUCUUCGUCGUCGUCGCCGUCGCCGUCUCGGCAGCCUCGGACGGCGAAUGCCUGGAAUUGUUAUAAAAGAGAGUACAGAGCAAGAUUCUGCCGUGGAAGAGGAAAUAAGAUUGCUGUAGAACCAGGUCAAAACAUACUGAAACUCAUACAGGACGGUUUUGAAGGUUGUGGCAAUGAUCUUACAAUUACCUCUUCAAGUCCAGCGCAUUGCUCAACUCCUGUCAUCAGAAAUGACAACAUGGCUACAGGGUCAACAGGAGACUUAACUAACUCCGUGGAAAAAGCCUUUAAUUCUGCAAUGUCCUUACCUGCAUCACCACUAAAACCAGUCAACAACAGAGCAGGAUGUUCACAUGAAUCACCUCUGAAGCCUGUAAUAUGUGAUUGUGUAGCUGAUUCUAAAACCCCAGAGUCUCCAGUGUCUAAAGAAAAAACAGACGACACAUUAAAAGAUGUUGAAGCACUACACAAAAGUCCUGACAUGUCUUUGGACCCUGAGGAUGGUCAUGGGCCAAUUAGAUUGCUUCUUCUGGAGGAAGCAAAAGGUCCUCCUGUACAUACAUUACACUUUCAUGGCCAAAAUGCUCCUGCUGCAGUGAAGAGCCACAUGGAAGUUGAAAAUCUGGGAGGACUUCAGACUGGAAGAGAUGAGCAGGUUCUCAUGAAUGGAACAGAAUGUAUUGCUACGUCUUCUGUACAGAAAAGGAAGUCUUUCUCUUCAGUUGUCUUAGCAGCUGUAGCAACAGAAACACUUGGAAAAAGGCAUUCAGCCUCAAUAUCACCUCCAUCACCUCCUCCUGUCAAAGAUCAAGAUAUAGAAAAUGAAUGUGAUUUUUUCGUUGAUGAAUCAUAUGAUGUAUCUUGUAAUUCUUUCAUUUCAAUGCCCCGUACGAACAAAAAAUCAAGAAAAGCUAGCUCUGCAACUCCUGUUUCUAAGUUUCAGCCCUCUGAAAAGAUGACAGAGAGUAAGAAAAGCAAGAACAGAAAAGCACAAGUUGAAGCACUUACUAAACAGACAAUGGAUGAUUUGAAUGUCAGAAUGCAUCAGUUGAAAAGAACAUCAGAAUCAGAUUCCAUCUCUGACAGUGAAGGAAAGGUUCUUAAAUCUCAAAGGCAAAACAUUACUCGUAUGGAAAAGGAGAAGACAGAGGGUAAGAAAGGCAAGAAGAGAAAAGUGCAGGUUGAAGCACUUACUAAACAGAAAAUGGAUGUUUUGGACGUUAGAAUGCGUGAACUAAAAGGAACAUCAGAAUCAAAUUCCCUCUCUGACAGUGAAGGCAAGGUUCUUAAAUCUCAAAGGCAAAACAUUACUCAUAUGGAAAAGGAGAAGGCAGAGGGUAAGAAGGGCAAGAAGAGGAAAGUACAGGUUCAAGCACGUACUAAACAGAAAAUGGAUGAUUUGGAUGUCAGAAUGCAUGAAUUAGAAGGAACAUCAGAAUCAGAUUCCAUCUCUGACAGUGAAGGAAGGGUUCUUAAAUCUCAAAGGCAAAACAUUACUCAUAUGGGAAAGACUAAAAAGGAUGCACUUAAGCAAAGCUCUCCAAACAAGGAAAAGGACACACCCUGGAAACCAGAAGCCAAAAAAAUUAUGUUGUCACAGUCUGGUCUGGAAACAAAAGCAUGUGAUGCAGAACAGUGUAAAACAAUGGUGAUGCCAAGUGAGGAUUCACUUAUGUCCUCAGCUGGGCAUCAGCAAGAGCAGUCUCCGUCUCCAAAAGAGAAUCUCAAGUCUUCCAGGAAUCCACGGUCUGCUUCAAAAGCUUCUCAGCAUUUAGUUCACAAGAAACAAUCUGUUAAGCAGAAACAUCCAGGGGGUACAGUAGCUAAGAGACUGGCAGGAAGUCCAAGGAAGAAGCUCAAAAAAAAUGGCAAGAAAAGUAGUGAUAAAAAACCUCAGUUACAAAGAAAGGAGAUUUCUCACAGUGUACCCAGUGAAGAAGAGCUUGAAAGCGAGCCUGCAAAAUUGGAUGAGGUGUUUGCCUCAGUCCUGUAUCAGGAAUUAGAGACUUCUGUGAUUCAGAACUUGGCUAAGUCUGAAAAGCCUAAAAAUGUAUUGCAGACAUUGGAGUCCAUUGGUGGUGCAAAUUACAAAACUCCUGUAAAAGCACUACAGCAUGUCAUAGGCAGCGUGAAGAAUUCUGAAAAGAAACUGCUGUCAGCUAAGUCUUCAGGGAAGAUACCCGAAAGGAGUCACUGCAGAAGCAGUGAAGGUGUUUGCUCAGGCCCUGAGGACGAUGAGUCUCAAAUGGAUUCUGACAGCUCUUCUGUACAGGAAAGUACAAGGGAAAACCGCAAGUUAUCAGAUGUGAAAAUAAAAAGAAACAAAAGAAAACGCUACGCACAGCACGGACUAAAAGAUUCCAUUGCAGCUCAGAAGCCUACAUGUCACGAAAGCAGGCCUGUUCUAGAACAUUGUGAUAAAUUUGCUUCCAGCAGUCAGUCUUCUGAACAGGAUGAUACAUCUUCAGAUAAUUCUGAAGGGUUGGACAGUAAAAUACAUCAUCUAUUGUCAGACGAAUUAGCAAGACAUAAAAUAGUAAUGCCUUCCAACACACCUAAUGUUCGUCGGACAAAAAGGUUACGGCUGAGACCUCUGGAAUAUUGGCGAGGCGAGCGUGUGAACUAUACGAUGAGGCCUUCAGGAGGGCUUGUGAUUAGUGGAAUAGUGUGUCCAGAACCAGAACCUCACAGGAAGAUUAAACUGAGGAAGGAUGGUCACAAGCAGAGAAAGGAUGAAACAAGAAGUGAGAUACCUCCAAAUCUGGAUCACAGCCUAGCUGAUACUUCUAAGCCAACUGUUGUAGUGGACCCGGUAACAAAUGAGGAAGUACUUCUAGAAUGUGUUAACACUGAAAGCAGUAACGCAUGCUUCUUCAAAGACGAAUCGGUAGAAAUAUAUAAAAAUUUGAAUACAUCUGCUUUUGCCACUGGUAAAUUGAUUUUGAAACCAUUUAAAGAAAAGGGACAUCAGUUUGUCCACAUGGAUACAAUAGCUUUCCAUAUUAUCUGUGGCAAAGUUCUUGUUACCUUACAUAAGACAUCAUAUUAUCUGACUACAGGGGACUUUUUCUAUGUUCCAGCAGGAAAUGGAUAUAACAUACGUAAUCUUCUGAAUAAAGAAAGUGUUCUUCUCUUCACACAACUCAAAAAAGACAGGCCAAAUCCACACAGCAUGUUGGAGACAUAGCUCUGCCUGCAGACUGAAGAUCAGCUGCUGCAAAUGAGUUCUGAGGAACAUUGUAACUACCAUCCGACUGGCAAUACACCCCAGCUUUAAGGGGCACGUUGUUUCAUUGAUCUUAGAAGGUAUUUCUCCAGUGUAAAUUAUAAAUAUGUGAUUUGUUACAAAUUGUUUUUAAUUUUGUAUCAAUAAAUAUUAAAUAAUGCAAAUCA